Molecule: messenger RNA, 11266 nt
Organism: Cinara cedri
Lineage: Eukaryota; Metazoa; Arthropoda; Insecta; Hemiptera; Aphididae
Source: the annotation of a GenBank genome assembly
AUUAAGUCUUCAUCUUAAUUCCGUAUUGUGUGUUUCUUUAAAUGACAAAUGACAGUAGAUAUCCAAAUUAAAUAUACCAAAUGUAUUCAACGAUUUUAUUGAAAUUUCAAAUAUGGCUGUUCAACUAAAAGGAUUUGCAAAGGGCAUUGAUCAAUCAACAAUUAAAACUUUUUUAUUUGGAUCUGAUGAAAUACAAGGUACAAAGUACAAAUACUAUUUGAGGCAUUCAGUUUAAUAACGAAUUAACUCUUAAAUUUUUGAUAUAUAAGUUACUUAAUUAUAUUAAUGAGAACCAUACACCUUAAAAUUAAAUUCAAAAACAGACUAAUCCAUCCUAACUUAAUAUUCACUUGAUGACCGAUCUUAAACCUUUAUUGUAUUUUAAAGUUAUUUAUAGUUUUAAGAGCAAGAAUAAAGUAAAUAAUUAUUGUGUAAUAUUGGAUAAUGGAAUGGAAUAAGUCCAUUAAAGCACUGAAUGCUUCAUAUUAAGUAAAUAGGUAUUAAUAUUAUUUAUUUAUUAACUAUAUUUUAGUUGAUAUUUUCAAUGACACUAUUAAUUGUGUAUCUCCUGGAGGUGAAAUCAUAAUAUUUGGAUACAAUAAUAAAAUUAUCACUUUCACACGUAUGUAUUUGUAAAAUUUGUGUUUGAAAAAUAAUAAUAUGUAUUAAAAAUGUUUUUUUUCUAUUUAGAAAAAUGGUCUCCCGAUCCGACCAAUGGUAUAUGUCAAAUGUUUCGAACAGUAUGGAAUAAAGUUACCGAAGUGGACAAGUUAGUGCAUUAUUAUGAACCUAUUUAACUAUUUUUAUUUAGAACUAUAGCCAAUCAGGAGUCAAGAGAAAUGCUAAUAUCUAUUGCUUGAGGUUGACAUAUUUUACUGUUAAUGUUGUAUAAAAAGUUAUAAUAAUUAGCAUUAAGUAUUAAUUUUUUAAAAUAUUAUAUUUAAUGUAUUAUUAUUAAAUUUGUUAAACAAGUAGAUUUUAUAAAAUAUAUUAAACACUUCUAGUGUAUUGCACAAUUAUAUAAAUGUAUUAAUGUGUUCAUUUUUAUCGACAUUGUUUGUAUAUAAAUACUAUACAAAAUUAUACAAAUUUAUUAAUCAAUUUAAACAUAAUUUCAGUGAACAAAUUACUUCGAUUAUAUGUCUUCCAAUAGCAGUGAUCAAUACAAAACUGUCUACUCAUAGUACUCCUGAUUGGUUUUGCAUAGGUAUUGGAUUUUCAAGUGGUUAUGUCAAAUUUUACACAGAGGUUAAUUUUUGAUGAGUUAUUUUUAUUUAUUUAUUAAAUAAUAAAUUAUCUAUUUUGUUCCAAGGAUGGGGAUCUAUUAUUAUCACAGUUAUUCCAUAACAGUGCUGUUAUUAAAUUACGAUGUCAAACUCAUCAGCCUGCAAAAAUUAAUCCACCAACUAUUGAACAACCUGAAGAAAUUGUAAUAUUAUACAAUACAGUUAUUUGUACUAUUACUGGAUCAACGUUUUUGAAUUUUUUGAAAAUUUGUAAAUAUGAUUCAUCAACAAGUAAGUAUAAAACAGAUAUAGAUAAUUAUAUAUUAUAUUAAAUAAUAUAUUUUUAUGUAACUUGUUUAAGGUUGAUAACUUAAAGGCUAAAAUUCUGAAUACAGAUCAUAGAAAUUAAUAUACUUUUUACAAAAAAAAUGUUAACAAUUUAUAAAUAUGAGCAGAUAAGCUGAUAGUAUUUUAAUAGUUAAAUUUUAGAUGAAAUAUUAUUUGUUUUACCAAUUUGGUUUAUUAUGGGUAAAGACCAAAUUUAAUUGCUUUUAAAACAUAAAAAUUGCAUAAUAAAUUGCACUAUAAAAAUGCAAAAGUUUUAUAAAAAAAUUAGAUAAAUGUUACUUUUUUUAAUUAAAAUUGAUAAUUAGAUCCAUUUCUAAAUUAUUUUCAUUAAACUUAAAUCUUCUAUUACUUAAAAUAUGUUUGUACAACGAUAAACUAUGUUCUACGUCUACGCUAGUUAUUGGUACAUAUUUAAAACAAUUUAAUAAAGUAAGUGUUAUAUCUAAAUUAACAUUUGCUUUACCUGACAUGACUUCAUAGUAAAACUUGCAGCAAAAAUUGUAUUACAUAAAUCUUCAAAAACUACAUUUUUACUACUCGAAUUUUGAGAAGUAAUCAGAAGCUAUUUUUUUUCUUUAUUCCUUUGUAACGUAUUUAUGUGUUGAACUAAAAAAUAUAUACAUGUAUUUUUGAAAUAAUAUGUAGUAUAUUACUUGUAGUAUGAGCAUAAAAUACAAAACUUACUUGUUUUGAAAUGAUGAUCUAAUAGAUAUUUUUUUUCAGUAGACAGAUUUGUUACAUACUAGAAAAUAUAUAACCUUUCCAUCUGAUGAAAAUACUUCUUUAUUUUCAUGGUGAGGAGAAAUCCAAUUCGAAAUUUUACUUUUUAAAGUUGAUUUUAUUUUAGACAUUACAUCGAAUAUGUUUACUGUGCGGUCAAACUGAUAAAGUAAUAGGUACUAAGGUACCAACAGGUAAACGCACACGAAUCGUACUACUACAUUGAAUUUAAUUACCUCCAUAUAUAUAUAUAUGUAGACGCUUAUUGCUCUCUGGGCUCUCCAAGCUUCUAGAAAAUUCAGACCAACAAUAAACGCCUAUAAUAUAAAAACAUGGGAAAAUUGAAAAAAAUUGCAUUAUAAAAUUAAAUAGGCAGAAUACUUUUAGUAUAUAUUGGUUAUAUAUUUAAUCAGAUCUGAUUUAUCUUUAUUGCAAAAAAAGUUAUAACAUCAAUUAAAUCCGGUCUUUAGUUAUAAAUCUUAUAAUUCUAUAAUAUACCUUAUAAUCUUAUAAUCCGGUCUUUAGGGUUUCCAAUUUAUAAAUGAUACCAUUUAUUUUUUUUAAGAGCAUAUUUUGAUAAUUUGCAUGAUAUUAGUAGAUACAUAUAUAUUUAGUAGAUUUUUAGUGUAUUAUUUUUUAAUUUUUUUAAUUUGAACACUCGAAACAAGUUUACAGAAUUAAACAAUGUACAAUUUAAAUAAAUAAUAAUAGAGAUUUAUCAUUAGCUAGUUUCUUAAGAUAUUAAUAGGUUCAUUUUUCUAGAAGUUGGUAGUAUGUUGUGAAAUAAGAAAUUUUUUCUUAAGAAGUUUUUUUUUUAUUAUUAUUAUUCUGUAUUCUUACCAACAUAAUCUUUGAUUUUUAAAUGGAUUUUAUAAAAUAACUGUCCAAUCGUGGUCUGUUAAAAGUCAUAAACUCAGAUUCAAAUUUAGAUAAAUGAAAGCAUUUAUGUUAGUGAAAAUAUCUCUUAAAUAAUUCUAUUUUUUUUUUGUAAUUUAAGAAAUAUCUAAUUUUUACUUUUUUAUAAAUGAAGUAGUAAAUAUGUUUAUAAAUAUUAAUAAUAGUUUAACAAAAAAUAAAUAUAUUAUAUAAUUAAAUAAUUAUUUCAGUCCCAACUAAAUGUACAAAUACCUCGCCAUUCAAUCAUAAAAAGUGGGCUUUUGACUCUCAGAAAAAAAUUAAUGAUGCUGCUGUUGGGGCAAGAUAUGAUAUCACUAGUUUUCAACAUGUAGUAGCUACCAAUAUCUGCAGAAGUAUUAGUGGUGAUAAACAAAAUUGUUUACCACAAAUGACUCAAAUCAUAGCUGCAGGCCAAAAACCAUACUUAGCAUUUCAUUACACUAUUGGAAGACAAGCUCAACCCACAUUGGGGAAUAUAACCAAAGCAGUCACUGAUAAAUUGAAAUCUACUUUUACGCAAUCAAUACUGCCGUAAAUAAUUUAUUAUUUUUCUAAAACAUUUAACAUUUUAAGUUUUACGUUUAAAUUUAUAGUGGUUGGCUGUCCAACAAUUUAUUUUCAAAUGAAACAACUGAUAAAUUAGAAACACCUGAACAGCUUGGAUGUCGGUAAUUUUAACAAAUUAAAUUCAUCUAAAUGUGAUUUUAAAUUACUAAUAAUGAUUUUAAUACCAAUAUUAUAAUUAGUUUUAGUUUAAAUGAUGUGGAAUGUGAAGCUUUAAAAAUUGAACUAAGUCCUCAAUUAUCUAUUGGUGUAAUCUCUGAUAAUUUGGACAGAGCGAUACUUUUUGAAGUUAAUAAUGGAGGAAUAAUAAGGUAUAAUAAUAUAUGUACAAUUAAUACAACUUCUAUUUUUACAAUAUACGUUUUUUACCAACACAAUUUUAAUUGCUUUUUUUCAGCUAAUACAUAAUAACAUUGACUAAGAUACAAUCAGUAUUUUUUGUUUUUACAUAAUUUUGAAGUUAUCACAAACCUAUGUUUCACAUUCUUGUCAAAGCCACCAGUAUUUUGUACAAACCACACUAAGUACUUAGAACCCUCAAUCUCACUUUUAAACACUUAUUGUCUACAGUUUUUUUUUUUAUUCUGUUCCUCCAAACUCAUAAUUUCUUUUACUCCUACUAAUCCUUAGUCCCUUUUCUUCAAGUGCUACUCUUCUUUCCUCAAUCCUAUAGUUGACUUAUUCCAGAUUUUCUCCUAUAAAAGCUAUAUUGUUUGCAAAUAUCAUGCACUAUGGUAUCUCCUCUUACAUGUCAUUCCUUCUCAGCAUUACACAUCCGAGAUAGAAUAAUUUAUCAAAUUCUUAUUUAGAACUCCUUAUACUGUUUGAUAGAAUUUUACACCAGAUGUCGACUGAUGCAAUUCCAUUUGAUUUCUCUUACGGCAGGUAAAAGAACCAUGGUAGUCUAAUCCUAUAGGUAGAAUGAUAUUGUCAACUAUAAAAUGAAUUUACCUAUCUCACAGAAACAAUACCAUAAAUUAACUGGAAUCGCCUAUCUGGGUUUUAUACCAGUAAGAGCCUGGGGUCCCUGGUUUGCUAAAUUCAUAGCAUCAUAUGUUUCCAUAUGGUAGUAAAGAAACUUAAUAUAAUAAUAAAAACGUAUGUAAAUUUAUUUAGUCAUACAUUUCAAAUCAUGAUUACUUCAAAACAAUAUGCAAACAAAAUUUAUGAUUGCAUCAUUAUAUUCAUCAACAUGUCAAUUGUUGGGUUGGUAACAUAACAUACAUUUAAACAAUUUUUUCUUUUUUAGAACUUGGGAAGGGUAUAAAGAUGUACAAUUUGGUUGGAUUGUAGUUAAUGAAAAUAAAAGUUCUAGUUCUAAACAAGCUUUAUUCUUAGUUAUGUAUAUACCAAAUAGAGAAGCAUUAGAAAUUUGGACAAUGCAAAACUAUGAACAAAUAUCAGUAUCCAAAGUUUCUAAACAUGGAAGGUAUUUCCUAACAGAUUGAGUUAAAACUAUAGUUUUAUGUUACUUGUAUUUAUAUUUUAGACUAUUUUACACAAAUUUUGGUCUACUUGGAAUUCUUAGUACUUCAAGGACUAAUAUAUAUAAUGCAAAUUAUAGAUGUUAUUUUGUGGAUGAUACCGGAAUUAUUCAAGAAAUAAUUAUACCAUAUCAUUGUAUAGAAAGGUAUUUUAAUUUAUUAUUGUGAUUAAAUUUAUUUAUUAUAUUAUUAAAUUUAAUUGGAUCUAUAUUUAGUGGCCCAAAUAGUCAACUUUCACAAGAUAUGUAUGAAUUUAAAACAUUUAAGUCAUCAUGUAAAAGAGAAAAUGUCAAUGAUAAAGAAUUAUGUGUAGAAGUAGUAAAAUUGGUUAAUAAUAUAAGGACUGAUAAAGUAAGACAACUACUGUUUGAUUAUAUUACUACCAGUAAACAUUUGUCACAAAAUGUAAUUAUUCAAUUUUUGAAGAGCUUGCAAAUGAUAUUAAAAGAAAAAAGUAAUUUACUUAAAUUGUUUAAUUAUUAAAUAACUAAAUAGAAAUUUUAGUUUUUACAAUGCAAUUAUUUAUAAUUUUAGAUCAAAGUGAUCCUGAAAAUAAUACAAAUUUGUUGAAACGUGUUGAUUGUCAUCUAAAACUUAUAAUGUUUUUUAUAUUUGUAUUUAAUUUUCAAGAAAAGCAUCUUUUUCAAUCAUCAUCUUCGUCAACUGAAGAUAAGAUCCAAGUAUGUUGCACAGUAUAUUUAUAUAAAAUAAACUCAUUUAGCCAAACAAAAUUUUUAAUUAUUUAAAUAAUUUUAGAAUUAUUAUUUCUAAUAUUCACACAAUUUUUACUAUUUAUCAGGUAUAAUUAACAUAUGUUUGAAUCCCUAAUAAUAAAAUAUUAAUUUUAAUUUUAAUUAAAUAAUUAUAAAUUCCAGUAGAUAUGUGUGUAUACAAAUUUAAUGUCAGACUAAAGGUUUUGUAAGUUAUAAAUUGAGGUUUAAAUACUUGAACCCAUUAAUAUUCCUUAAGUUAAUACUAUUAAUCAUUAUUAUAUAUAGUAUUUCCACUAGUCCAGUACUUUAUUUAUGUACAUUUAAAUUUCUAUAAACUAUCUCUACUAAUUUACCUAUUUAAAAUUCUAAGUUUAUUUAAACUUUACAAAAUUGAAGAUUAAUAAUAUAUUUCAUAUUUUUUUUUUUUUUAGGAGUUAUGUAAGACACUUCGUUUAAGUGACCAGGAUAUGGACAAAAUAAUUUCUUUACUUCCUGUAGAACAGAAUAAAAAAAAAACUGUAGUAAUGUUUUGUGAUGAUGUACGACUGAUGAAUUUAGUUGAAUUACUAUCGUAUUUUGACACAGCUGGUGACACUGUAUCUCUUAAAAUGAACAAAAACAUUGAUGAAUUAUGUUAGAUUUAUUAGUUUAAAUUCUAAAUCAUAUAUCAUAAGCAAUUUUUUUUUUAGGUAAACGAAUAUUUGAACCAAUUAUGAAUGCUGCUAAUGAUAUAGGAGAGUUUAAUUCAGCAUGGGUUGCUAGUGGUAUUAAACUAUCAGAUAUGGUUUAUUUGGCUGUUCAGUAUUGGGUAUCAAAGCCACUCACCUUAACAGUUGUAACAGAAAUGUUAAAUUUUCAUAAAAUAAUUGACACAAUGUGUAACUCAAGUGGUAAAAAUUUAAACCAUAAAUAAUUGUUUUGUUAUUUAACAAUGCUUAAAUAAAAUGUAUGUAUUUUUUAUCAUAGAGGAAAAAUUUGAUUGGAAAAAAAUACAAGAACAAUUUUCAAAUAGUUCAAAUACAUUUGCUUGUUUAACUGGAACUAUAAUUUGUAAAACAAUUGCAUCUACUAGAAAAACAGGUUAAAUUUCAUAUUAGCUUUUUUAGGUGUAUUUAGUAUUAAAAUUUCCAUUACCAAAAUAUCAAGUAAUCUUAAAAAACGUUUUUAAAAUGUAAAAUAUUUUAAAUACUUUUUAAGUACUUAACCCUAUUAAAGUAUUUAAAAUACAAUUUUUAAUAUUAUUGUCCAUAUUUAAUGUAAGCAAUAUGCUCUAUGGAAGCCAGAGUUGAUGUUAAUUUUGUAUUUUUAACAAAUGUAUAUUAUUUGGGCAUUCCUAUUUAUAGUAAAAGUUAAUAAUGAAUGGGAAUGUGUUUCUGGAGAAGACUAUCAAUGGAAUUUAAUAAUAGAAAGACUAGAACAAUUGUGCCAUCUUAAUGCAACAUUAAAAUAUUGCUCAGAGGAACCUAUUGGAACACUGUAUUGUAUACAAUAUGAGUAUUCAUCAAUAACACUGACUGAUUUACUUAAAUUUGGACGAGGUAGUCUUAUUAAUAAAUUGUAUAAGACUUAUUAUUUAAUUUUGAUAUUCAUUUAGGUGGAGUGUCUACAAUUAUUAGUAAAUGGUUGGCUAGUAUGGGUUUUGAUCCGAGUUUAAUAAUUGAUGAGUACUUAAUAAAUAUAAAUAAUACAAUAACAACUAAUCAUUCAAAUCUAAGUAAAUCAAUUAUGGGUAUUCAAGAAGGUGUAACUGUAAAUACAGAAAUAGCAAUAGAAGCUAGAGUUUUAAGUAUGCAAGAAAAAGAAAUAUUAGAUGUUUUGAAGCGUCUCAAGUUUUGGUUCCCAUAUAGUUUGGAUUGCAAUACUCUACUAAGUAAUAUUUGUUGGGAAUAUUCAUCUAUUUGGCAAACUUGUGUGUCUGAUUUUAGACCCUUAAAUGCAGCUUUGAAUGUCGCAGAAAAAAUACCAUGUCCACAUACAAGACAAAGCAAGUAGAUUUUUUAUUGUAACUAUAUAAAUUUAUUAUUUUGAAAAUUAUUAAAUUCAUAAAUAUUAAAUUUUUAAUUUAGGUAUUUGUUAUUUGAUAUGGUCUACACAUUUAGUACAUAUUUUCCUAUCAGCUGUGCGGCUCAUUGAUGGUGUGGGGAAAGUUCCUAAAGAGAAAUUGUGUAUUCAAGAUGUUGGAAUGCCAGAUCAAUAUAUUAUAAAAUUUUUGGGUUUAUGUGAACAAUUUUUUGAAAUCAUUAUUAUGGUGUUUAUAAUUAUUAAUUAUCUUGUUUCAUUUAAGUUAUUUUUAAUAUUUAACAAUUUGUUAAUAUUUAAGGCAUCUCUAUCUACUGAUGAAGCUGAACUUGCUGAAAUAAAACAUGAUUUAUUUUGGGAAAAUUGGAAAACAAAUAAUCAACAAACACCUACACUUGUUCAAAUAGCUUUAAAUAAACAAAAUCCUGAUCAGAAAACUCUUUUAUUGAUUCAUCAAUUUAUACGUGCAUUUCAUAUAUUAGGUAAAUUAUCAAUUCACAUAAAUAAGCCAAUCAAUAGUCUGUUUGACUGCAAUGUAAGUCACUAUUAAAUAAAUCUUAUAAAUUAUUUUACACAUUUUAAUAAAAGUACUUUAAUUAUAGAUGCAUGAAAUAGAUUUUUUUAAUUUAAACCAAAGCACCUUUAAUCAAGAAGAACCAAGAACUAAAAUUAAAAAAUCAAGAUCUGAAUUUCUUGCUAACUCAAUUAUUGCAGCAAUUGAUCUUAUUCAAAAAGACUGUGAGGUAAAAAAAAUAUGUCUUUGUUGCUACUAUAUUAAAAAACCAAUAUUAACUAUUUUUACAAAUAUUUAAAAAAAAAAAUAAAAGCUGAUACUGGGGAUGGGAGCAGCCACUGUUGUAGGUGAGAAGUUGGGAAGGUAGAAUGCAUAAAAUUAUUUUAAUUAUAUCUGUAACAAUGAUAAAUCAUUGAUUGACAACAGACAAUUUCAAACACAGUUCGAUUAUACAUAAUUUGAAGUGCUGUAAUUUUUUUUUUUUUUUUGCGAAUUUUGGUUUAAAUUUGAUUUUAAAAAAAAAGUCUUCAUAUUAUUUUGCAAAUUUUACCACAUCUAGAUAAGUCCAAUAUAAGUAUUUUUACCAAGUUUCAAGUCUGUGUGCAUUUAUAACCGAAAAACAGCAAAAAAAACUCCCAAAAAUUAAAAUCCAUUAGCUCAAAAAAGGUUCAAAUGUGUUAGCGAUAAUACCGUAGGAAAGUAAAACAAAAAGACAACAAAAAAUGUGUCUUAUGAUAUUUCGAUUAAAUCAUUUUUUCUGGUAGAAAACAUCGUUUGUGUUUUUAUAAAAUAAUUAAAUUGUGAAAUUAUAUGUUUUUUCCAUUUUAAGAGCUUUUGUUUAAAAAGUCUAAACAACUUGACCUUUCAAAAAAGUUACUACACAUAAAAAUCAGAACAAGUUUACUAGGAAAAAACGUGUCCACAGACUAAAACAAAGAAGAAAAAAAAAAUAAACAACAUUAUAAAACCAAUAACUCACACGCUACGUUCUUAAUCUAAAAUAAAUGUCUAAGAGUAAUUCAGUAUUUAAAACAAAUGUCUUAUAGUAAAUAAUUAAAGAAUUUAGACCCAUCACAAAGUUAUGACUUUUUGUGUGUAUUUAGCUUUACUUUAUAUGAUAUUAUGUUAUAAACUUAUAAACAUAAACAACUAAAUAACAAACACCAAUCAUUUUAGAACAAAUAAUUAUAAUAUUUUGGUUAAAUAUAAAACUUUAAAAAACCAAGUUUGUAAGUUAACAUCAUCCGCUCUUUCACUUCAAUUUGGGAGGGAAAUGACAAUACUGUUUUUCUCUUUUUUUAUGAAUGAGGUAGGGUUGUAAAGAUGUUUUAGAAUAUCUUAUUUCUGUAUCUCUCAAAUAUCAUUGUCCUGAACUACAAAUUGAGACAUCACUUUAUCAAUGCUACGGAAUCUUCGCACAAUCAAAGAUCCAUUAAUGUUCACUUUAUUUAUACAGUAAACAUUUUUGUAAUCUGGAGUGAUUGAAUGUUUUUUUGAUUGGUUAGUGAAUCUUACUAAUACAUAUUCCUCUGUAUAACAGAAAUAAACAUCUUAGUAAAACCAAUAGCUCCAUCGUUACACUAGGAAUCUAAAAUAUCAAUUUUAACCAUAAUUUCUAUAUAUUAAAAUUAUUAUAAACUUCCCUCUUAUUUGAUUCUAAAUUGAGCUAUAACUGAUUGCUUUGAAUUAAUUUGUUUAUGGUAACAUUUUUUAUAGGAUGGCCAAUUUCAAUUUGAGGGUAAGGAUUGUAUAUUUUGGACAAAUAAAAUAUUUCAACUAGCCAUUGAUUGGCAGUUACAUUUAGAUGAUCUAAGAAUCCAUCAAGUUGUUACACUAUAUGCAAAAGGGCAUGAUUGGUUAGCUGAAGAAGUAAGAAAACUUUUCUUUUAUGUAAGAAUAAUUAAAAAUUAAAUUAUUUAUUUUGAAUAGGUUGUACCUGUUGUUAAUAAUAAACAUAGCCUUGUAAAACAUUUAUUGAAUGUAGUCAAACACAGAUUAAAGUUUGAAAUAUGUAUGACUCACUUAGAUUUUCAUAACAAAAUUGUACACUUUAGUCCAGAAAUAAUCACUUGGUUAAAUGAACCUGUAAGUUUAAAAAUACUUUGCAUCUUAUAAUAAAUUAGAUUACUAAGUUAAUGGUUUUAGGUGACAAUGAAUGUUGAAAAAUCAUUAUUAACACAAACUUUAGAAUUAGUCCAAACUAUAAUAACUUUAUUACCGGAAAAUGAUAAUCAACACACCUUUGUUACCAAUCUGAUGGAUUGUUUAGUAUCCUUAAUUGACAGCCAAUAAAAUAUAUGUAUGUAUAGAUUUAUUCAUAUUUUAGAAUUAUAUAUAAUAUUGUAUUAAUAAAAUACAUUUUAAAUUGAUUUGAAUAAUGAUUUAAUUAUUUUUAAAUUUAAUAUAAUUAUACCUUUCAGAUACUUAAUGUGCAAGGAGCUUUGAUUGUUGAACUUAUAGUCUCGACUGGCUACCGAGUCUUUUCUGAGUCCAAAUUUUAACUUACAUUUGUUGGUUGACCCUCCUUAUCUGCUAGCUUGAGUUAACUUAGGAUUGCUGCAUGUUUGAAUAGGACUACAGUUCACUUUUUAUGUUCUUUUUAAAAUUAUCAAUCUAAUAUGGCAACACCUUUAUAUUUAUAUCUAAUUUAUUUUACCAAUUAGAAUUCGUUAUUUUUUUACUAUUAUCUACUUCUUUUAUUCAAUCUUUCAAUUGGUUUAAUUGCAUGUGUUUCUAUUUAUAAUCUCUUCAAUUUGUAUAGACAUUUUCCCCUAAUUAUGG